UGGGAGGAGGAAAUGCAAACAGGUGAUUGCUUGGCAUUGUUUGAACUGGGUGCAGCCCGUCCCUAGAUUGCUGUGUAUGUUAAACUGGUGAGGAUUAUCUCUGCACUCAGUUUGCACUCAGUUUGGCUGAGCGCUACAGCAAAGACUAGUUUUCUGAAGUGGUGUUAACGAAACCUAAAUGGAUUUUUUAAACUUUCUAAAUCACUUCAGUUAAACAAGUGAAUCUUUAGCUUGCGUUAGACGACGAUGAGUGGAUCUUCAGGAAAGAUUGGAAUGACUGGGGUUCAGGAGAAACUGGAGGCAGAGCCUUUGGAUUCUUGUCUGAGGGGUGACAACCUCUUGCCCUCAGUGUCUGAAGGUUCAGAUCAGUCACCCACCGGUGUUUGCGCUCCGUGGAUCGUCAGUGAUUGUUUGGAACUACCGUCAUGUGAAAAGAACGGAGACUUACUUCAGGGUGACUGUAACUCUGAGAGGCUUAGCACGGGCGCAGAUCAGGUAUCUUUGGAGAAGAGCAAUGCUACUCUGGUCUAUAAUCCCGCUCAGCAAACCCCCGAGUCCCUACGACACGCCAUCGAUGAUGUUGGAUUUGAAGCCAGCCUGGGCGAACCUUUUCCUCUCCCAGCCGACACAAGCACAACAACCAUCAAUAUCGUAGGCAUGACAUGCCAGUCAUGUGUGCAAUCAAUAGAAGGUCAUAUCUCUAAAGUGAAGGGCAUUGUAGGCAUCAAGGUAUUUCUUGAACACAGUAAUGCCAAGCUGAAGUAUGUACCCACAGUCAUCAGCGCCCAACAAAUAUGUCAAGCAAUUGAUGACAUGGGCUUUGAAGCAUCUCCUGCUAACCAAAGGAUGCCUUCACUUCAAACCGUUCCCUUACCUCUCGAAGCUGUGGGGAAGAUGAAGGUGGAAGGCAUGACGUGCCAUUCGUGUGUCAGUACAAUUGAAAGUAAAAUCAGGAAAUUGCAAGGUGUCCAGCGAAUUAAAGUCUCUCUUAACAGCCGGGAAGCAAUUGUUAUAUACCAGCCUUAUAUCAUUCAGCUGGAUGAGAUCCGCAACCAAAUUAUUGAUGCUGGCUUUCAGGCCACCAUCAAGAGCAAACUAGCUCCCCUAAAACUAGGUGCCAUGACCUAUGAUGGUUUGAAUAACAUAAAGAGCAAUAAAGCCAAGAAUUCACAAAUCAAAGAGGCAGGUAACUUAUUAACUGUGGCUUUCUGCAUAGAGGGAAUGCACUGCAAGUCUUGCGUUGGUAAUAUUGAAGGAAAUCUCAGAGAGCUCCCAGGUGUACAGAGCAUUACAGUGUCUCUGGAGAGUAAGAAAGCUAUUGCAAAGUAUGAUCCAAGCUUGACUUCACCAACAUCAUUAAAAUUAGCCCUUGAGGCCAUACCACCAGGGAAAUUUAAAGUAUCUCUUCUGAAUGGGAUUGAAAUGAGAAAUGCCACUUUGUCAUCCGUUCCGGUUACACCAUUCCCACACCAACCAAGCUAUAAUGCCGAAGAACACUUGGAAACGACAACUAGCACAACAAUUAAGAUUGAAGGAAUGACUUGUAAUUCGUGUGUUGAGUCUAUAGAAAAAAUGAUUUCCCAAAGGAAAGGUGUGGAAUCGAUUAAAGUAUCGUUAACCAAAGAGAUUGGGAACAUUCACUUUGAUCCAUCGCUCACAAACUCUGAAGAAUUGAGAACUGCAAUAGAUGAGAUGGGAUUCAUAGCCUCUUUGUCUGAUGUUGGGGGUGCAAAUGAUCCCUGCUCCACCACCACCACCAAUGAUUCAGAGAGACCAUCGCCGCUGGCCACGAGAAAAGCACCAGUUGUCAGGAAGAAGAAAAUGAAGGACAUUGGUAAAACACAACCCAGUGAUUACAUCCUCGAGUUUCUCCCCCCCAAAUCCAACCCAGAUACUGAGAACCAUGGAGUGUUGCCCCCAUCCGAGAAGUGCUUCCUACAAGUAACUGGAAUGACCUGUGCCUCCUGUGUUGCCAAUAUUGAAAGGAAUCUUCAGAAAGAAGAAGGUAUCCAUUCAGUUCUGGUAGCUCUCAUGGCAGGGAAGGCCGAAGUGAAAUAUAAUCCAGACAUUGUACAACCACCUGAAAUUGCAGGAUUUAUCAAAGAUCUAGGAUUUGGAGCAACUGUUAUAGAAGACCAUGAUGGCUCGGAUGGAAAACUGGAACUUAUUAUUACAGGAAUGACUUGUGCCUCUUGUGUUCACAAUAUUGAAUCAAAGUUAACCAGAGCUGACGGCAUUUUGUAUGUGUCGGUGGCCCUGGCUACCAGCAAGUCACACAUCAAAUUUGACCCAGAAGUGUUGGGCCCUCGUGACAUCAUCAAGAUGAUUGAGGGUCUCGGCUUCAAUGCUGACUUAGUCAAAAGGGACACUGUGGCACAUAAUCUGGAUCACAAAGAGGAAAUAAAACAGUGGAAGAACUCCUUUCUGUUUAGUCUAGUUUUUGGAGUCCCUGUCUUGGGUCUAAUGAUAUAUAUGAUAGUGAUGGAUAACCAGCACCAUGGCUCCAUGCCCCCAGAACAAAACAUUAUUCCUGGUUUAUCAAUACUGAAUCUAGCUUUCUUUGUUCUCUGUACUCCUGUUCAGUUUAUUGGAGGAUGGUACUUUUACAUUCAAGCCUACAAGUCUCUCAAACACAAAACAGCCAAUAUGGAUGUGCUCAUCGUUCUGGCUACAACCAUUUCUUAUUUGUACUCCUGCGUGAUACUGAUUGUAGCCAUGGCUGAAAAGGCUGAUCAAAGCCCAGUAACAUUCUUCGAUACUCCACCAAUGUUGUUUGUCUUCAUUGCUUUGGGGAGAUGGCUGGAACACGUGGCAAAGAGCAAGACUUCAGAAGCACUGGCUAAACUCAUGUCCCUUCAGGCGACAGAAGCUACACUGGUAACUCUGGGAUCAGACAACUCCAUUCUUGGUGAAGAGCAGGUAGAUGUCAACCUUGUACAGAGGGGAGACAUUAUAAAGGUAGCCCCUGGGGGCAAAUUCCCUGUGGAUGGAAAAGUAACUGAAGGAUGUUCCAUGGCAGAUGAAUCCCUUAUUACAGGGGAGCCCAUGCCUGUUACCAAAAGGCCGGGAAGCACAGUGAUUGCUGGAUCUAUUAAUGCUCACGGCUCGCUGCUCAUUCAGGCUACUCAUGUUGGUGCAGACACUACCUUGUCACAGAUUGUUAAAUUAGUAGAAGAGGCACAGACAUCAAAGGCACCGAUUCAGCAGUUUGCUGACAAGCUAAGUGGAUAUUUUGUUCCGUUUAUUGUUGUUAUUUCAGUCAUUACGUUGAUCGUCUGGAUAGUCAUCGGUUUCUUGAAUUUCGACAUCAUGAAGCAGUACUUAUCAAACUUUGGCAAAAAUAUUUCUCAAGCAGAGCUGAUUGUCAGAUUCGCAUUUCAGACCUCAAUCACAGUGUUGUCUAUUGCCUGUCCCUGUUCUCUGGGUUUAGCAACACCUACGGCUGUGAUGGUGGGUACAGGAGUAGGUGCGCAAAACGGCAUUCUCAUCAAAGGUGGGGAACCACUGGAAAUGGCACACAAGAUCAAAGUGGUGAUGUUUGAUAAGACUGGCACCAUCACACACGGGGUUCCUAAGGUAAUGAGGGUUCUCAUACUGGUGGACACAGCUCUUCUGCCGCUCAGGAAACUACUUGCAAUUGUUGGGACUGCAGAAGCCAGGAGUGAGCAUCCCCUCGGGAACGCUGUGACCAAAUAUUGUAAGGAAGAACUUGGCACAGACGGCCUUGGCUACUGCACUGAUUUUCAAGCAGUGCCAGGUUGUGGCAUCAGUUGCAAGGUUACCAACGUUGAAAGAAUGCUGGAGCAAAGCGCAGAAAACCUCAAUGAAAGAAACAGACAGGUUACAGAUUUGUUGCAGAUUAGUGCCUUGCUCAGCAAGAGUCCAGUGACCUCGCCGAUCAUUGAAGCAGAACUAGAAGGUGCAGUGGCUCCACAGGUUUAUUCUGCAUUAAUUGGAAACCGUGAGUGGAUGAAACGCAACGGUUUACAUGUUGGAAGUGAUGUCGAUGAGGCCAUGACUAAUCAUGAAAUGAAAGGACAGACAGCGGUGCUGGUCGCCAUUGAUGGCACCUUGUGUGGAAUGAUAGCAAUCGCAGACACUGUGAAACCAGAAGCUGCACUGGCUGUGUACACCUUGAACAGUAUGGGAGUGGAUGUGGUGCUGAUAACGGGAGAUAACCACAAAACUGCCCAGGCCAUCGCUUCCCAGGUUGGCAUCAAGAAGGUUUUUGCCGAAGUUCUUCCUUCGCAUAAAGUAGCUAAAGUUCAGGAGCUCCAGGACAUGGGAAAAACAGUAGCGAUGGUUGGAGAUGGUGUGAAUGACUCUCCAGCCCUGGCAAAAGCUGACGUGGGGAUUGCUAUUGGAACAGGCACAGAUGUGGCCAUCGAAGCAGCAGAUGUUGUACUUAUUAGAAACGACCUACUGGAUGUUGUGGCUAGCAUUGAUUUGUCAAAGAAGACCGUUUGGCGAAUUCGGAUUAAUUUUGUCUUUGCAUUAAUUUAUAACCUUGUUGGAAUUCCCAUCGCUGCUGGAAUAUUUUUGCCUAUUGGGCUAGUUUUGCAGCCGUGGAUGGGUUCUGCUGCGAUGGCAGCCUCCUCCGUUUCUGUUGUGGUCUCAUCGCUCUUGCUGAGACUCUACAAGAAGCCAGACAUUGAAAAGCUCGAACUCCGGGCACAGGGACGCAUGAAGCAGUUCACGCCAUCGCAGAUCAGCAUCCGCAUCGGGAUGGACGACAAACGGCGCGAAUCUCCAAAGUUCAGUACGUGGGACCGGAUCAAGCACAUCAGCCAAGUAUCCCUGAGCUCGCUGAGCUCAGACAAACAGCCCAGCCAGAGCCCAUCCCUCAACGAGGAGUUUGACAAAUGGUCCCUCCUGGUUGGAGAGGAAAACAAAGAAAAUAUUAUCUGAUGGACCGGUUGAAUUUGGGGCCCGGGGGAAGGGAAAUUCAUGACUAAAUUGUGCCCACGUGUGUACCUCAAUCAAUGUCCAGGA
Molecule: messenger RNA, 4992 nt
Organism: Callorhinchus milii (elephant shark)
Lineage: Eukaryota; Metazoa; Chordata; Chondrichthyes; Chimaeriformes; Callorhinchidae
Product: copper-transporting ATPase 2
Exons: 21
Coding region: 247-4908 (1553 amino acids)
Biological process (GO): copper ion homeostasis; monoatomic cation transport
Cellular component (GO): membrane
Molecular function (GO): P-type divalent copper transporter activity; copper ion binding; ATP hydrolysis activity
Source: RefSeq, a predicted model, not a curated record